AUAAAUAAUCAUUUCUAUUAUUCUCUUUCAAUACUAUGAAUUAUUGUUGCCUACUAAUUAUUAUCUAUUCCUUUUACAUCUUUGAAAUUGGCAAAGGUAUUGAUUUGCAAUUGUCAACGGAAGCAACUGUAAUCGAUAUUCAGCAUAAUGUUUCCUUGUCUAAUGAAUAUGAGCAAAUUGUAAGUUCGGGAAUUCCAAUUUUGUUGGAAACCAGAUCAGAGGAAAUCGAUCAUCAUAAUUCUCUUCAUACAGGUGUACCAGCAGGAUUAUAUUUUCGAAUUAGUCAAAAGGGUGUGGAUUAUAUCACAGGUUUGACUGCUGAAGCAUUACCGCAGUUACUUGAAAAAUCCGAAAUGCCAGCUAUUGAACUACCACAAAUCAAAAUUUCACAUUUAACUAUCGAUAAAUUUAGUAAUCCAACGAUAAAAGCUAAAUUCCUUGCCAAUAUCGGUAUUGGAGCAUAUGUAUUCUUACCUCACGUGAUGCUUAACGCAAUCUAUGAUGCUUCAACCUUCUUUAUCUCUCAUAAAGGAAAAUUGAAAGCUGAUGUGCAGAAUUUAAGUGUUUCAAUGGAAAUACAUAUUAGUCGAAAUGAAAGCGAACGAUUGAAUAUUAUUGAGACACCGGUAUGCAAUGUCACCUCUGAUCUUGUAAGAAUUGUUUUCGCAGGUGACAUGUCAACCUAUCUAAACUUACUGAGGUCAGUGAUUGAGCAAGCAGUAACCGAUGUCCUCGGGAGUGAACUUUGUCAACUUGCUGUAAAAGUAGGACAAUUCUUCGAGCAACAAAAACGACAGAUUCUGAUGACGACACCUGUUCCGCCAUCGACAUCAUCAACGCCAACGCCUACACAUCUAUUAAGAUUCGGCGAACUUCCUCAACCAUUGAAUGCAAAACCAGUUGAAAAUGAAAAUGCUUUUUAUGAAACAUCCAACGAAAAGGCGGAAGAUGAUGAAGAUUUGGCAGCAAAAUUUGCAGCUGAAUUAUGUGCUGAUGAUCGAAUCGAUAUGGAUGUAAUGACAUAUUCUGGUGAUACGAUUUCUUUACGACAAACACGUGAUAUUCAUUUUCGAACAACUCCUACAAGUGAACGUUUCAAUCCACUAUUAAAAAAUGGUCUUUGGGCACCAGAUUUGACAUUACUGUAUUCACCAAAAUUUUCAAAUGAGGAUGUGAUAUUUGGGCUCGAUUCAGGCAUUGUAUUUUUUGGGCAAAAAGCUAAAAAUGUUAAUCGACCAAAUAUGCUCAAUAUAUCAGCUUUUGGUGAUAAAAUGUUCGGUGUUAUUAUCAGCGAAUAUGUACCUAAUACAUUCUUUGCACAUGUUUACGAUGAAAAUAUGGGUGUGUUACGUGAAACAUUCCGUACUCAUAAUUUACCAAAAUUUAUAAAACCAAUAGCUAAAUUAUUUUGCGCUCAUUGUGAACUUCAAUUUAUUGCUAAUCUAACAAGAAGGCCAUAUCUUGUUAUCAAUGAACAAGGUGUUAAAAUUGAUAUACAAGUUAAUUUGCUGAUUUUAUUUGUUGGCAAAACACAACAGCAUAAUAUUGUGAAUGCAAAUGCGGAACUUGAUGUAACGGUAGGUUGA
Messenger RNA from Loa loa (African eye worm), 1586 nucleotides. RefSeq lists its product as hypothetical. The transcript is spliced from 10 exons. The record is from RefSeq and is a predicted model, not a curated record. Gene Ontology annotation, molecular function: lipid binding. Lineage: Eukaryota; Metazoa; Nematoda; Chromadorea; Rhabditida; Onchocercidae. Bases 36 to 1586 code for a protein of 516 amino acids.